Chironomus riparius is the source of this 1482-nucleotide messenger RNA. The record is from the annotation of a GenBank genome assembly. NCBI's taxonomy places the organism in Eukaryota, Metazoa, Arthropoda, Insecta, Diptera, Chironomidae.
AUGUCAAAAAGUUCUGCUGGAAGUAACAGGAAAAGUUCUGGAUAUGUUCCUGGUGACAUCACCAGUUUCAUUAAUCAGCAUCCAAAUCGAAGUGACUUGUUCGACAAGCAAAAUAGUGAGGAACAAUUGGAAUCGGUUAAGAAUGAUGCGCAACACUUAACAUCAGGGAUAAAUAAAAUUAAUUUGGAACCGAUUAAGUCUCCGAUUGAUAGAUCUGCGUCAAGAACAAGUUCUACGAAAAUUCGAAAUGAUCGAGCCAAGUCUGCAUUUGCUGCUGCAUUUCAUAAUUUUCAAACAGCUAAGAAAAUGGCUCAAGAUAAUCUUGAUCAUCAACCACUUCCUGAUGCCAUAAUUUUGGAUAAGAAGUUUUCAGAACUUGAUGAUUCCUUAGAUUUUGCAAGAGUUACUGGUGUUGGAUAUAAAGGUUAUAAAGUUGGACCAACUCAAUGUACCAAGUUAAAAGUUUAUCGUCCUAAAACGUGUGGAGUAAUUCCAAAAAAUGUUGAUAAAAGUACAAUGGAUGACUUUGAUGAUGAAAAUCGAUUGAAACUUGAUCCAAAAUUGGGUCCAAUGGAUUUAGCAAUUCGUUGGGAUUAUCGUCCUAAGAAAGGAAGAGAGCCAAAAUUGCCACGACACAUUGAUGGAUCAAAUGAUGUUGUUGGUUCCAUUUUUACUAAAGUUAAGGAAAUUCAGGGUGAGAAGGAGAACACAAUUCCUCAAUUUGAACGUGCUGAAGGAGUCUUUCAUAACACUCAAGGAGAAAUCGACUUUUUUGAUCGAGAUUUAAUAUUAAAGAGACGAGAUUAUCAGAAAAAAUAUGAAAAAGAAAGAGAAUGUACUUGUGGAACAGAUGUUGCAAGUUUUAAAGAUGUUCCAGGAAGUGGAAGCGUCAUAAAUAAAAAUCGUCCGAAAACAACAAAGUCGGAUUCUGCGCUUUUUACAGGUUCUGCACAGAAUAGAAGAUGUAAGAGUUCACCAAAUCUUUCAGUCAUGGCUAAUCCAAGGAGUAAUGUAGAUAUCGAAAGCAUAACAACACCAUUCGUUGAUGAUUCUAGAAAAUUACCAGUAGCACAACUUCCAAAAGAAACAGAACAGCAAAAGAGAGUUGUUAAGCAGCCAAGAUACGCACAUCAAACUAUCCCUAAACUUUGUGAACAAAUGAAGCAAGACUAUGAGAAAAUCAUGAAAAAAUAUUUUCUAUCACAAGAGCUUGUUAAGUUGGAUGAAAAUAAUAAUGAUCCAUCAUUCUGCGUCGAUAAACCAGUGUCAAAGAAUAAGAAGCCUUUAGUGCGUGUCCCAAAACCAAAGCAGCCUUACAAGAAAAGGAAUUAUCAUAUUGAUAGCUUAGCUCCACCAUUCAGCAGCUGGUCCGGUCGAGGUGAUGAGUAUCCAAAUAGCUGGCGACUCACAAGCAUUUACCAACAAGCUUACAAACCUGUUGAAUCUCGAAAAAGGCCAUUCCUUCAAUCUAUUUAUCGCUAA